UCAAACGUCGCCGGUGAAUACAUGUGAUAAGAACAUCUUUGGUACAGAGUGUUUUGUAAAUACAGCUAUGUUGGCAAAAUAUUGCUUGUAAAGAACGCGUGGCGCUUGUGUACAGCACCAGCUGGCAAGAUUAUUUAUCCAGAAUGAACGAAACACUAAUGUUAAUCUUACUUGCGCUGCUGAUGUUAGUUGGUAGUUACAUCGCGGGGUCAAUACCAUUAAUAAUGCCGAUGUCGGAAGAAAAACUGCAGAUUGUUUCCGUACUCGGCGCAGGUUUGCUUGUUGGAACUGCGUUAGCUGUCAUCAUUCCGGAAGGAGUAAGAUCUCUCGACUCUGCGGCCACAAUUCACACCGCUCAAACCAGCAAAGAUAGUUCAGGUAUACACGUCGAACAUGCAGUAAAUCCUACCGAUAUUCACUCACUAAUUGCGGUUUCACUUGUUCUGGGAUUCGUGUUCAUGCUGUUAGUGGAUCAGUGCUCUUCAUCCAGGAGUAGAGAUCUUGAGAGUGGACUAAAAUCUGCAGAGAAAAACAUCACAGCAACGCUAGGACUCGUUGUACAUGCAGCAGCUGAUGGUAUUGCACUUGGUGCUGCUGCAACAACUGCACAUGCUGAUGUUGAAAUGAUAGUAUUUUUGGCAAUAAUGUUACACAAGGCACCAGCAGCAUUUGGUCUCGUUACUUUCCUUAUGCAUGAAGGAUUGGAAAGGAAUAGAAUUCGGAAGCAUCUCAUUGUUUUCUCUUUGUCAGCACCAGUCCUAGCAAUGGUUACUUAUUUUGGAAUUGGCCAGGAAGGGAAAGAAACACUGUCAUCUGUAAAUGCGACGGGUUUGGCAAUGUUGUUCAGUGCAGGCACUUUCCUCUAUGUGGCAACAGUUCAUGUCCUGCCUGAAUUGAUGGUGAGGAGUAGAGCGGCUGAGGGAGGUGUAGUGGAACAACAUAAAGGUCUCAGGACAAUGGAACUGUUGGCACUGGUGGUCGGAGCUCUCCUGCCACUCUUUCUCACUCUCAGUCAUCAUCAUUAAUUACUCUGGAUAAAUUUCUACAAGUCCUUUCAGAUGGCCUGCCAGCAGCAGGAGAAGAACAGAGUGUGUGAUUUACCACUCUAUGUUGUUAGGCACUGCCUUGGUAGCUGGUGCCGAAGUGAACGUUUUCAUUGCCACGUUAAAAUAAUUAUACCACGUAAUGACAGUUGCUGUUGUGCCUGUGGUGGGGCACGACUUGAACUUUGUAUGUACCUGCAUAAGUGUGAAUUUGGACUGUAUGCCAUACAGUUGCAAAGUGGGUACGGGGCCUAAGCAAGAAGAUGAUGAAUUGAAAUGAAUGUUUGCAAAAUAAUUAAUUUUAUUUCUGGUUAUUCCCUUUUCUUGUGUACAGCAAAGCACAGUUAAUAAGCAAAAAAGUCUUUUUAAUUAUGCGCCUCCAACUAAAGAGAUAACACUGUUGUAGACUAAAAGCUACAUGUUAUUGAGCCACCAGAUGAAGUUUUGUGUUCAUAAUGAUCUCUUUGUUACUCAAAAUGUUAUUUAAAGAUUGAGACAAAACUGGUGUUUAAGUUCAUGGGUAUUUUGUUAGUUUGAUUUAUAGUCGGGAAUGUCGUUAGAAAAUUUCAGGUUCUGGAAAAAUGUAAUUAAACAUAGUGCAAACAGUGAUUCCAGCUGAUUAGUCUGAAGUAAAAAAAAAUCGUACUGUUUCAUAUUUUAUGAUUUUUGCUAAAUCCAGUUAGUUGUCAGUGACUCUCUUUCAGUUUUUUUUUUCCCCCUGGAAUUUUGUCACCAUUGAUGUACAUUUUUAUGUGGGGAAUGCCUUCAUUGUUGCAUGUGCAAUUACACCUGUAUCAGUGGAAGACUGGCAACAGUCUUGGCACAUUGCUUAGUCUUAGUGUGCGAAACAUUCCUGUUAAAGCUUUUGGUUGCUUUACACUCUAUUGUUCCUGGGUGAUGUAUCUUGUUUCAUUUCUACAAUCAGCCAAUGUGUAUAUUUUAUGGACAUUCUCACCUUUGAGAUGAAGUUCUCAUGUGUGUGUGUUCUAUACUAUACACAGUUAAAUGUAUUCUUUGUGCUUGGCCACUUUAUCUUAAAGGUGAACAGUGUUCUGCUUUUUUGGUAUUUUUUUUUUUUAGCCCUUGUCUCCCAUUACUGUGAUAAUUAUGUAAUUUUGUGAUUUAUUUGAUGUAUUUACAAUUUUAGUUUUCAUAUUAUUGUGGUUACUAUAUUUUUGAAAAUCUCCAAUAUCUUUUUUCCAAUUUGUCAUACUUGGCACAACCACCAUCUGCCUUCCAAUGUUAUGUUAUAAUGAGCAGCUAGUGUACGUAGUAUUGUGAAAAUACUGUGUCUGUACGUGGCGGUAAGAUAAAUUCUUACUGCAUUUGUUUCUCUCAAAAAAUGAUUUUUAAUUUGUUUUCUCUUAAUGGAAAACUGAUUAGCUUUGGAUACAUUCUGUCUUUCUCAAGGCCAAAUACAUAUGACUAAAUUGAAACACAUCAGCAGUCAUGAAGUUCUGUUUAUGUUGUAAUUUUUUUAUCCCAGGUAUGCAGUAUUGUAAGACAAAAUAUCGUAAAUUUCUUUAGGUUAUUUAAUGAUGAACAAACAACAUAGUUUUUUAUUUUGUAAUGAAAUCAGUUUGUGAAGUAGUAUCUUCGUGUGUUUUGCAAGGACAUUAGGUUUAUUACAAUAAUCUACAUGUCUUUAAUUUGAGUAAGAGGUGGCACAUCCCGUGCGACCCUGGCACUAUCAGUGCAAAUACUGUUCAACAUUGGUUGUCAUUUUGUGGAAAGUAUUGAGUGCACAUGCAGUGUGACAUGCGCACAAAUCAGCACAACUAUCCUUAAAACGUACCACAGUGUAUAUGAAUGGUUGUCGGUUUGUAAGACACAGGGUGAGCAGUAGUGAACUGUCCUGUAUUUUUUUCAUUUCAACGGUGUGUGUGUGUAAAAUAUGUCAUUGUGUUAUUGUAUAUUUUGAGUUUUAAGCAGAAUGAUACAAAACUCUGCAAUCACUAUUAUGAAAGGGGGCUAUACUGAUGUAUAUAAGGGUGCCAGCUCUGAACUUUGCUUAUAUAGUGUUUUUGUGUCAGUCCUUUGUCACAGUUGUGUACUGAAAAAAAUGUGUGCUAGAGCUAUUUUAAAUGGUUUUUAAAUACAUCUGUGUUCCAUUGUGAGUAUUUGACAGGUUA
This is a messenger RNA of Schistocerca gregaria, 3175 nucleotides long. RefSeq names its product zinc transporter ZIP9 (gene Zip102B). Gene Ontology annotation, molecular function: metal ion transmembrane transporter activity. Bases 144 to 1025 code for a protein of 293 amino acids. The record is from RefSeq and is a predicted model, not a curated record. Gene Ontology annotation, cellular component: membrane. Lineage: Eukaryota; Metazoa; Arthropoda; Insecta; Orthoptera; Acrididae. Gene Ontology annotation, biological process: transmembrane transport; zinc ion transport. The transcript is spliced from 7 exons.